Mangifera indica (mango) is the source of this 824-nucleotide messenger RNA. RefSeq names its product Werner Syndrome-like exonuclease. Lineage: Eukaryota; Viridiplantae; Streptophyta; Magnoliopsida; Sapindales; Anacardiaceae. Gene Ontology annotation, cellular component: cytoplasm; nucleus. The record is from RefSeq and is a predicted model, not a curated record. Gene Ontology annotation, biological process: nucleobase-containing compound metabolic process. Gene Ontology annotation, molecular function: 3'-5' exonuclease activity; nucleic acid binding. Bases 69 to 698 code for a protein of 209 amino acids. The transcript has a single exon.
CAAGCGAUCUUUCUUUUCAUCGUCUCGUCUUCAGUUCAAAUUUCAAAGCCCUAAAGACUCAGCCAGCCAUGACGAUCAGCAUAGUCGACCACCAGCUCCCUGACCCUACACACAACUCCUACGACGUGAAGUUUGACGACCACCAAAUCCUCACUCUCGUGACCAACACUUCCGCCAUAGUCGACUCUUGGAUUUCCGAAAUACAACGCAUCCAUCGCCGCAGGCUCCACCGUCUCAUCGUCGGCUUCGACGUCGAGUGGCGCCCUAACUACAGGCGUGACCAGGACAACCCCAUCGCCGUUCUCCAGCUCUGCGUGGGCCACAGGUGCCUCAUUUUUCAGCUCUUCCAUGCACCAAGCAUCCCGCAGAGCCUCGUGAACUUUCUCGCGAAUAAUAACUACUCGUUUGUGGGAGUGGGAAUCAAGAAGGAUGUGGAGAAAUUGUACGACGAUUACCAGUUGCGCGUGGAGAAUGUGUAUGAUUUGAGGGAUUUGGCUGUUCAGAGCACGGGAAAUCAAGAGCUCAGAAACGCGGGGUUGAAGAAAUUGGCAUCGGCCAUUUUGGGGAAAGAUAUUCAGAAACCGAGAAGAGUGACGAUGAGUCCGUGGGAUAAACAGUGUCUGUCGCUGGCUCAGGUUCAGUAUGCUUGUAUUGAUUCUUUCAUUUCGUUUGAGAUUGGGAGGAUAUGUAGUGGUUGAGUUCCUAUUUAUAUUUACUCUGAUUUUUACUCAUUUCUUUGAGAAUUAGAAUGUUGUUACUAUCCUAAAGUAAGCUGCAUGAUUUUGCAGACAAUCAACUAUAAUAUGGAUUCAGAUGUUUGGCUC